UCCGGCCCGAGGACACGCCCCCGGCGGCGGCGCGCGGUGGGACGGCGAGCCCCGCGGCCGCGCUGCCAGGUGAGCCAGGGACUCCGAGGAGCCGGGCCCAGGAGAGCGAGGCACCAGGGGCCCCCAGGGACCAUGGGCACCUCCAAGCUCUACACCCUGGUGCUGGUCCUUCAGCCUCAGCGAGUGCUCCUCGGCAUGAAGAAACGAGGCUUCGGGGCUGGCCGGUGGAAUGGCUUCGGGGGCAAAGUUGAGGACGGAGAGACCAUCGAGGAGGGGGCCAAGAGGGAGCUGCAGGAGGAGAGUGGUCUGACGGUGGACACGCUGCAGAAGGUGGGCCAGAUCAUGUUCGAGUUUGUGGGUGAGCCUGAGCUCAUGGAAGUGCACAUCUUCUGCACAGACAGUGUCCAGGGGACACCCACGGAGAGUGAUGAAAUGCGCCCUCAGUGGUUCCAGCUGGACCAAAUCCCCUUCAGCAACAUGUGGCCAGAUGACAGCUACUGGUUUCCCCUUCUGCUUCAGGGGAAGAAAUUCCUUGGGUACUUCAAGUUCCGUGGUCCAGACGCCAUCCUGGACUACACACUACGUGAGGUGGACAAAGUCUAGGAACCUGCUUGCUCUCCAGCCACAGGAAUCGCUGCCCCGCAGCGAUGACUGGCCCUCUGGGCUGUGGGUAGUCAGUGCUUAGGGUUUCUGUUUGCAGAGUGAUUGGAUGGGAAGGUAUAAAAUAAAUGUCUUUUAUGUUUUCA
Messenger RNA from Manis pentadactyla (Chinese pangolin), 746 nucleotides. It is a transcript of the gene NUDT1, whose product is annotated as nudix hydrolase 1. Gene Ontology annotation, biological process: DNA protection. The record is from RefSeq and is a predicted model, not a curated record. Lineage: Eukaryota; Metazoa; Chordata; Mammalia; Pholidota; Manidae. Gene Ontology annotation, molecular function: 8-oxo-7,8-dihydroguanosine triphosphate pyrophosphatase activity. The transcript is spliced from 4 exons. Bases 133 to 603 code for a protein of 156 amino acids.